GCAGCUUCCGGGUCUUCACGAUGUUAACCCCUCAGCACCGACAACCUAUGCCUAUGCAGCCAAUGCAGCCCAUUCAGCCCAUUCAGCCCAUGCAACCUAUGCAACCUAUGCAGCCCAUGCAACCCAUGCAACCCAUGCCAUACCAACCCCCCCCGGUGAAGCCAGGCAAGGGAAAGAAGCAGCAGCAGCAGCAAUUUCCAAAGUAUAAGGACGAGAAGAAGACCGGCACUGCGAAAAGGUUUCUGGGGGAUACACUUGCAGGAAGGUUUGUUCGGUCUGCGGUCCAGACGGCCUCUAGCACUUGGAAAUUGCCCGAGUCUCUAUCUCCAUGGGGCGACAAUAACAGGUUUGUUUGCCACACCUCCGAGUGGUGGGUGAAGCCAACUAGUUCGUCCUUCCUUUAGUUUGACGCUGCCGAACGUGAGAUAUCGUGAUGCUGUACUGUUCACAACGUGAGUUAGAGGGCCCCAAAGUCGGCAUUGGUGAUGUUUGCUGAUUAUAUUCGACACAGCUUCGCGUUUGUCGGGGGGCCCCUACUCGAGGCUGGGGGGGACGCUCUUGGGGGAGCAAUUGGCUGUGAUACCUUCGCUGCGGAAAUCAUAAACCCGGUUGUAGAUUUCUUCGUUUACAAUACUGUAGCAAAGUACGCCCUAUUUCAAAUCAUCGAGCAAGCAAUCGACAAAGGUCGCACAAUCUUUUCCCGUUUCCCGACAUCCCUAAAGUGCUAAUAUAUGUAGCAGGUCUGCUGGAGCACAUCCUCCCCGAAGAAGAAAAGAUGCUUCGUACAACCAGCAUGCGGACGCUCCAAUGCGUCGUGAAGCAUAAGCUGAUGGACGUUGAUGCCGACCUUCGCCUGGCCAGGGUGACACCCUCUCGAAACCCCUUAUCCUGCGAAAAGGGCUGGUUCUGUCCCUACCUCUUCGCCAGUUCCCGCACUCCUAUAAUCCCACGCUCGCAGGACUUCGCCAUCGCAUCAUGCUUUGGCCCAUUCUUAGCGGGCGACUACCGGCUGGCUCACAAACUCCUUUCCGAGUCUGCGGCAGUGCUCUCCCUCUGUAACCCCGAUCCCACUGUCAACAUCGGCGUCAACCGUGUACUCGUAACCUUCAUCGGGAUCACGCCAUACAGGGGCGGUAUGUGGUCUUCUUCCCGAAGACCUGGCGCCGCGCUUAUGAAUUUUCACCUGCUGAACGGGUGCCCUUCUAUGGUUAUACCCGUGAAUAAUAUGGCGCCGAUUGUAGCGUGGAGCCCAACUACGCUGGCCAGUAUCAAAGAUCCGGGGUUCAAUCCGGAGUGGUUACAUGGACAGAUAUGCGAGUUUUUGGAUACAAUUAUCAGUGCUAAAGACUGCACGCCGGGAAUUAGGGCCAAUUAUGAGCCGGCAUUGGGCAGGUCAGUGAGUAUGGUCGUCAACGGGGCAUUGGGCUUGAGGAAUGUGCAACCGGGGAUUCUGAAGGGACUGGACCCCGAGAGAGCAGGGUGAGCAGACAUCCCUCAUUUACUCUGUGAGUUAUUGUUAACCUUCAGAGACAGAAUUGCAUUUUUUAGGUAUUAGGUUUUCGAUUUCCUUGCUAUUGUUUUUUUCUUUCUUUUUUCUUUCUUUUUUUUCCCCCUCUUUGUUAAGAUCGCG
This is a messenger RNA of Tuber aestivum (summer truffle), 1630 nucleotides long. NCBI's taxonomy places the organism in Eukaryota, Fungi, Ascomycota, Pezizomycetes, Pezizales, Tuberaceae. The record is from the annotation of a GenBank genome assembly.